AGAUGUUUAUAUGUGAACACUGGUGCAGCCAGCCCACCCCGACUGACUUGCAUAAAACUUCUUGGCAGCAGACRAACUUUCAGUUGGUGGCCAGGCGCAGAGGAAAGACGCAGAAACCUGACAGAARCGGCGAUGGCGUCUUUAGGGUUGCAGAUUCUCGGGGUUGCUCUGGCCGUGAUCGGAUGGUUGGGGAACAUCCUGAUCUGCGCGCUGCCACUAUGGAGAGUCUCUGCCUUCAUUGGCAACAACAUUGUGGUGGCCCAGAGCAUCUGGGAAGGCCUGUGGAUGAGCUGCGUGGUGCAGAGCACAGGCCAGAUGCAGUGCAAAGUCUACGACUCCCUCCUGGCUCUGCCUCCAGACCUCCAGGCGGCUCGGGCCAUGAUCGUCAUCUCCAUCCUCUUCUCUUUCUUCGGCCUGCUGCUGUCUGUGGUUGGUGGGAAAUGCACCACCUGCAUCGAGGAUGAAACAGCCAAAGCUCGAGUGUGCAUCUCUGCUGGGAUUUUCUUCCUCCUGAGCGGAGCGCUGUGCCUUGUGACCGUCUCUCUGCCGGCCAACGCCAUCAUCAAGGACUUUUACAACCCGCUGAUUCCUGACGCUCAGAGGCGGGAGCUGGGCGCCUGCCUGUAUGUGGGCUGGGGGGCAGCGGGACUUUUACUGAUCGGUGGGGCGCUGCUGUGCUGUCAGUGCCCGUCAGGAAGAGAGCACUACAAUGGGGUAAAGUACACUGCGCCCCAAUCCACAACGCCAGGGAAGGAGUUUGUCUGAGCUGCUGAGCAACAGAGACAAACUCACCAAAAGACAGAACAAACUCUUCCUCAGAGGAGAUUCUGACUAAUAUCAUCGACUAAAACAAACUGGCUUUCUGCUUGAGAAAGAUUGAUAGAUUAACUCAUUAAACGUUAGGAUUUUGUAAUUAUUUCCUUACUUAUUGAUUGUGAUGAUCAGUAAGAUUUUCUAACAGGCACUUGUUUUUGUUUGUAUUAUCUGAGAUGCAUUUUUCAAUGCUAUAUUUUAUUAAAAUAAUUACAUUUUAUGUCAAAAAUGUGGCAUGUGCUUUUUAUUCACAAGUGAAAUAUGUUUUUGGAGUACCAACUAUUCUACCUUCAAUCAGGGGGUUUGUCUGUGACUAAGUUAAAUUUAGGGAAAAUGUUCUUAAAUCUGGAUGUUAAUUAAAUUGUUAGAGGGGUUUUCAAAGUGAGGUUUGUGGGCCAGUUGAAGCUGGUCAGGAAUUGUACAUAUUUCUCCAGCAGCACAAGUGGUUGAUGAAAACACUUCAUAAACUAUUUCUGGUGAGAUUUUCUCAGAAAAAUGUUAAUAAAAAAAAAAUCAAGACCAAAUGUGUACCAAGAAAUCUGUU
Poecilia reticulata (guppy) is the source of this 1357-nucleotide messenger RNA. It is a transcript of the gene cldn29, whose product is annotated as claudin 29. Gene Ontology annotation, molecular function: structural molecule activity. NCBI's taxonomy places the organism in Eukaryota, Metazoa, Chordata, Actinopteri, Cyprinodontiformes, Poeciliidae. The record is from RefSeq and is a predicted model, not a curated record. Gene Ontology annotation, cellular component: membrane; bicellular tight junction.